This is a messenger RNA of Klebsormidium nitens, 294 nucleotides long. The record is from the annotation of a GenBank genome assembly. Lineage: Eukaryota; Viridiplantae; Streptophyta; Klebsormidiophyceae; Klebsormidiales; Klebsormidiaceae.
AUGGCUCCCCUCCGUAUGCUGCUGACGUGCGCGCUGCUUGCGGGCGUGCUGAUCUCACUCGCAGAGCCGGCCGCUGCGGUAGACAGCUGCGCCUCGGGCUACAACUACUGCUAUGAUGCCAGUGGCACCAAACUGACGUGCUGCGUCUCCACCUGCGAUAACUGCGAUCUGGCUACGGGCCUUCCGCCAACAAGCCUGGCGUCAGGGGAAUUCCAGAUGAUCGUAAAAUUUAUCUGCUCACCCAAUCAUCAUCCUUCUAGCCAAAGCUUCCAAAGGGGCAGAUGCGGGACAUAA